UACAAAUUAGCACCGCGACACCUUAUUGGUGGUACGGUCAGACGGAGCGUGUCCAUGCCGGUUCGUUGCCCUAACAGUCGAACAUUGUUGUUGCCCUUUGCCUCGUAGUCACUCUGCCAUUCCGCGGCGUCUAAGAAGAGCGCAAUAUCACACGCUUGUUAUCCGCAGGCUCCAGUCUAGUGACGCUCCUCGCUGUUGGUACCGAUGACGCUGCGCUCGACGGUGUUCGAUCCGAGCGGCAGCCGCGUUGCGAGUCUCGGGGACUCCCGACUCAACGUGCAGGUCCCAAUCAACGAGGAUGCCGAGACGGAGACGCAGGUGCGUCCUGAGCUCGUCAAAUGUCCCGAACUGCUGCUCACAGGGCUGGAGCUGGAGAAGCGCACGACGCUGCGUAUCCUGCACAAGAAGGGCCGACGCUUCGAGUCUCCUUGGGAGCCCUUCUUCGUCGGUGUCUACGCGCACACGCUCUUCUACUAUGCCAAUCUCGGCGAUUGGCCGCGCGGCGUCGUACCGCUGGUGGACGCAGAGGUAAAGGCUGUGGAUCGCAUUUUCCGUCAUGGAGACGCGUCCUGCGAAGGCGAUGAUUGCGGCCCGUGCUGGAAAGUCACGUCUAGCAGUGGUCGUGUGCUUCUCUUCCGCGCUCCAUCGCAUGACGCGCGUGUGGAAUGGAUUGACCAGCUGCGGCAAGCCACGGGAACAUUCAGGAAAGUCAGUAUGGACGGUAAGGCCGCGUUGGCGCUGGCACGAAGACUGUCGAGGUCAUCAAGCUCGGCAUCAUCGACGUCCGCUUCGUCUACGGCGAUUCUGCAGUCUCCGAGACAUCGGAGGAGGAAACGCAUGUCUGAAGACGAAUCAGAACAGGGGGAGAUGCUGCGAGAUGCGCUGCGUAUGGUGGAGAAGCAAAGAAAAGAGAUCGUGGGACUUCAGGAGCGUCUGAAGAUGAUUGAGGUGACAGAUAAAAAGAAGCGAGGUGGAGAGAGUGAACAGAGGGAGCGGAAGGAGGAAGACAGAAGAGAAGAUGAGCAGGUUGAAGAAGAUGAUGAAGAGAUUGAUCUGGAUACGAUGCUGAAUGGAGCAGCUAUCGAGAUGUGUAAGGUUUCUCGAGAAUCGGCCAUUUCUGAUGUGCUUUCAGAAGAUGAGGACACGCCAAGCUCGGAGUGUGAUGACAACGACGACGAUGAGAAAGAGAGUGCUUCAAUACAAAGUACGAAGCGAGAAGAACGAAGGGAGAACAUUCAAAGUCUGAGCCUAGUGGAUGAGUCGAUGGAGACGAUCUCAAAUCACGAGGAUGAUCUGGAUACUCAAGAGGGCGUGGAUAUUGAGACGGAGAACUUUAGUCCUUGCAAGGCGCCGUCAUCUUCGAAGCAAGAGCCUGUCGCAGGAUGGCCGAAACAGCAACCAUCGUCGACCUCUCCGAAGAAGGAAUCAACAUUAGGGUCAAAAUCUUCCAACCGAGACAAUAUGCCGGUGGCAGAACAUACUAACGAGCAUUCUGUGCGUUCGGAGUCUCCUUCAUCUUCAUCAAGCACAACAUCGACGAAGUGCUGUGAUGGAGCUGAGAAUGACACGAUUCAACAGCAAGCAGCAGAAUUGGCGGAGAUGGCUCGAAACUUGCACAAGGAUGACACCGAUUCAGCAUCGACUCGUGAAAGCAGUGAGGAUGGCUCUGUUUCCUCCAGUUUCAAGGGAUCACACAGCGGUACUGGCGUCUUUGAUUCGAGUGCGAACACUGGAAAUGACUUUUUACAGCAACAAGCGAUGGAACUCGCCGAGAUUGCUCGCAAUCUGCAGUCUUCAUUCCGAGUAGAACCCAAGACGUCAAAGAUUCAUUUGAAAACCUCCUCCAGUUCGUCAUCGCUCCUCGAAUCGCAGUCUUCCUUUUCCGACGUCACGGACUUUGGUCUGAAUCAGAUCAACUCGAACGAAAGCAAUGAGAGUAUUUUCUCCAUCACACAGGAUGAUCUUUUCUACGAUGAAGAUGAGGAAGGAGAAAUUGAGCGUCUAUCCGAGUUUGAGGCGUCGGACAGUCAGUUUCUGGAGGCGAGUGGCUUCCUGGAUUCGAUCCACCAAGUCAUGAAGGAUUUCAUUGUGUCCGCUCAGCCGGAUCAAUCCCGCCAGCCCGACCAGUUAGUUAUCAGCGAUGAAAUUAUUGCCGAGAUUCGCCAAGGAAUUGACGCUGAACCAUCAAAGGAAGUGGAUGAUCUUGAUGAAGCUCAUGGGCAGCGUGCUUUACGAACAGACUCACCUGCUGCGGAUUCGUCCAACGAUACAAGCCCGAGGAUACGCAGUCUCUUCUCCCACGCUAGAACAGCACGCGACUUUUUUAAUGGAGAUAUUGAGAUGCCGACACUACGGGCACCAAAGGAUCUCCCGUCACUGGUGGUGGAAGAUACGAUGUCAGUUGUGGCAUCAAUCCUACAAAGUGCAGGCCGAGAAGAUAAAAUGGUGCUACUUGCUCCCUUCCUUCGGGUGUUUGGGAGUCGCAACCGUCUGAGUCACCUUAUUCGCUGGGCAAUCGAGAUUGAAGUCGCUUCGGUCAUUAACGUCGCAACGCUCUUCCGCUCAGAUGAUUAUGCGAGCCGAUUAGUUUCCACAUACAGCAAGGCAAUCGGGUCAAAAUUCAUCCGCGUGGCUCUCUCGGAUCCUAUCCGUCAGAUAUUUAAGUUGAAGAUUGCUGACAUGGAGCUCAACCCGCACAAGGAGGAGUCACUGCAGGAUGAGAAUCAAGUAGACACCAACGCUGCUAACCUGAUGCGGACGUGUCAAAACAUUAUCGACUCGAUCAUGAAAAAUACGCACUGUAUACCAUCGUCUUAUUUCCACAUUUGCUCGCACUUAAACUCGAAAGUCAUCAGCCGUUUUGAUGGCACAAAAGAAGGAGUUGAGGCAGAGGACGCAUCGACGUUGACUCGGGUACGUGCCAUCGCCAGAUGAUGUCUUUGUUCGUUGGCUUUAACUUUUGCUUGCUUUUCCGUGGAUAGUCUGUUAUUGGAGGUUUCCUGUUCCUUCGUUUUGUAUGUCCGGCCAUCACUACUCCACAUUUGUACGGCCUUACGAAGCAACUUCCACCACCCGAGACCCGACGAGUACUUGUAUUGGUCACGAAGCUCUUGUUCAAGACUGCAACUGGUGUGAAGUUUGGAGAUCGAGAACCUCAAUUCAAGUAAGUGGAUCGUUUGGUAUGAUAUUUCUGCACUUACUAAUCUGUGUUUAUUAAUACUUGUAGGGUUCUUAAUCCUUUCAUUGAGAAGAAUUCGCCAGCAAUUCAGCAGCUUUUUGCUAAUCUAGCCAUGUCACCAAGCCAAGAUAUUGACGAGUGCUUCGCUGCGGACAGCCGCAAGAUCUACUCUAAUGUGUCCUCGUCACAGUUGGUCGAGGAUCUAGAAACCAUUCGCUCUAUCUCGGAAAAGAACUUGGAAGAGAUCGGGAAGAAAUUGGAGGAAUGUGACUGCUCAUCUGAGGUGGCCGAGAAUUUCAAGUCGGCUGUGUUGUACACCACUGACUCCUUCCAGAAGAGCUCACUGACGAAGAAGCUGAGUGCCAACAUGAAAUUUCUCGGCUUUGGCAAGAAGCCCAGAUCCAGGAAACAGUCUGACCAGUGAUCAAGGCAUGGCUGACAGCGUGACGGUAUUGCGAUUUUGCCGGCGCUACUGAGCUUUGUGACCAUAUGUAGCUCUUCACAGCGUCAGGAUUCUGUAUGUAUUACUUCAGCGAAGUACGAUGUAUGUGUCGUGUAGCGUAUUCAUCACCAAAGGUGGCAAACAAUCAAUACAAAUGCUUAACUACAACCGGAA
Messenger RNA from Phytophthora nicotianae INRA-310, 3794 nucleotides. RefSeq lists its product as hypothetical. The transcript has 5 exons. The record is from RefSeq and is a predicted model, not a curated record. Bases 205 to 2934 code for a protein of 909 amino acids. NCBI's taxonomy places the organism in Eukaryota, Oomycota, Peronosporomycetes, Peronosporales, Peronosporaceae. Gene Ontology annotation, biological process: regulation of GTPase activity.